CUUUUCUUUGUUUCAGUUCCACUUAGUCAUAGUCUUAGUCAUUUACGUAGACAUAGCAUUAAAGUCCACUGGUUCCUUAGUCACAUUAGCCUUAGUCUAGUCAAAUAAGUACAAGAUGGCAGAAGCAGCGCCGCAAGCAGCUGCUUUAGCAGCAAUGCAGGUGAUGGGCGAAAAUAUGUUGAGGCAGGCAGCAGUCCACGAAAGUGAAGGGCUGGGCAUUGCGACAGGCGCGCAAAUCGCGUCGGUAGUGAAUGCUUGCGAGAACAUCCGACACAAAUGCACUUCGCAGCAGUAUCCGCCUGUCUUACGGCAACGAGCGUCGAGGACGUAUGAGAAGCUGACCCACUCCCCUCAGGCUCUGAACUUGCAUCCGAUGGCGCUGGCCGCUGCGUUGGGAUGUGCUGACAUCCUGAAGGAUAGGCAUGCGAGUGCAAUCAUGGGCGCGGUGUCCAGGGCGAUCACUGGGUCGCUUGAUCUGAAGGCAGACGGGAUGAAAGCUGGCGUCAGUAGUGUCUGCGAGAUCUUCAUGAGUACACUGCGGAGCAAUUUGCAGGGUCUGGCCUUGGUUGAAGCGGGAGCUGAUCUUCACUCAGCAAAGGCAACUCCGGGCGACAAUAGCGACGAACUUUCUCCCGGAUUUUGUGCAGCAGAUGCAGGGCGAAAGACGUAGAUCAGCUACGGAAAAAGCCACCAGCAAAGCUGUAGAGCGAGCAGCACGCGAGAAGAUGAAGGAAGUUCGUGACGGGAUGAGCAUGAGGCCCAAACAAAUGGAAGCUCGCACUGCCAUGAUUAGAGGAAAAAAGAUGAUCCCCCAAACGACCAAAAGCUAGCCUGUUCUCAACCAAGUGUAAAAAAGACUAAGAAAAAAGGAUCGAAAAAAUGAAUCAACUCAAGUAAAGAGAUUGAUCUGGCCUCUUUUCAGAAGAUAGAAGAUUAAGCUCCCCUAUAAGAUUGGGGCUGAUGCACA
Molecule: messenger RNA, 967 nt
Organism: Amoebophrya sp. A25
Lineage: Eukaryota; Dinophyceae; Syndiniales; Amoebophryaceae
Source: the annotation of a GenBank genome assembly